AUGGCGGCAGCUGUGAGAUCUCGGGGCGCGCCUUGGGCGCACUGGGCUCGUGCUGCCAGCAGCGGCGCGCCGCCGCUGAGGGUGUUGAAAGCCAACCGUGAUGCCAACGUGGGCGCCUUGGCGGGCGCCAUCCGCCACGAGCUGGUGAACAUGCCAUCGGUGGGGCUUGAGGCGGUGGGGCCCAGGGCGCAGCUCAAGGCGCUGAAGGCCAUGAUCUUUGCCUCGGAGUACCUGCACGAGGAGCGGCCCGGGAUGCAGGUGGCGGCAGAUCCCAGGCGCGAAGAGAUUCCGCCCAAAGGGGACUUGCCGGGCACCAGCGGCAUCCGCUUCUACCUGUCGCUGGUGCCUGAACAGGUGCUAGCUGAGGCAGACAUGAUGUUCUCCCAGAGCACCAACCCGGGGGUGGCAGCCACUGAGCUGGCGGAGAAGAUGACGCAGCGGAACCUGGUGACCUUGUCUGGGAUGGGCGAAAAUGCCAUCUCCAUGGCGCUCAAGGCCGUGAUCAUCGCGCGGACGCGUUUGAAGCUGGAAGAGCAGGAUGCGCUGCUGGUGGCGCCCUCCAUGCAGGCCGUGGGGGACUACAAGCGCGUGCUGCUGCAGUGCCAGCGCGGCACGGCACGGCAUGGAUGA
Molecule: messenger RNA, 630 nt
Organism: Cladocopium goreaui
Lineage: Eukaryota; Dinophyceae; Suessiales; Symbiodiniaceae
Source: the annotation of a GenBank genome assembly